This is a messenger RNA of Solanum dulcamara, 1372 nucleotides long. RefSeq names its product transcription factor PRE1-like. Lineage: Eukaryota; Viridiplantae; Streptophyta; Magnoliopsida; Solanales; Solanaceae. The transcript is spliced from 2 exons. Bases 804 to 1082 code for a protein of 92 amino acids. Gene Ontology annotation, biological process: regulation of growth; regulation of DNA-templated transcription. The record is from RefSeq and is a predicted model, not a curated record. Gene Ontology annotation, molecular function: protein dimerization activity.
ACUAUCUGAUGGAGGUAAAAAAACUGUUUUCAAAAGACGCUCGAUUCAAAAGUCAAAUAUAUACUUAUACUAAAUCCGCUUUGUCAUUAUAGCAACAAAAGAUGAGUAAUGAUUAAAUAAAAUGAUAGUCUAUAGCUUGUAAGCUAAAAUCCUAGAUCUUUAUUAUUAAUGUGAAGUUUAAUAGAGAGAGUUUGGUGGAAGAGUGGAGAUGUGUGAAAUAAUCACAUGAUAUUGUAUAUGGAGACAUGCACAUGAAAGGCCCACUUUGUUAGUACAAUAACAAACACAUUUCUUUAAGCCCACUUGAUAUCAAACCCCAGCAUGGAAACAAACAAACACAAAUUUUUAAAUUAAGUAUGGCCUCCACCCACCCCCCCUCCCCCCACCCCCCAACACUAAAAUUGGAGAUGUAGUAGAAGAAGAAAGUGUGAGUUACCAUUACCAUUUAAGAAAAAGUUUUACUGAGAAAGAAGUUGUGUUUUUCUUCAAUGCAAUUGUCUUCUUCACAUCCAACAUCACUAUCUAUAUUUUCUCUCUCUCUUUCCUUUGUGGUCCUUCCCCUUCUUUAAAGCUAGUUCGUUAUCUCUUCUCUUCUUACUCUCUCUUUUUCUAACUACCAUACCACAACUUCCUCUUCUUCUUCCUCCUUCCCAAUUUUCCUUCUUUCUCUUCCUUAUCCAUAUGUGUGAAACAAAUUAAAUAAAAGGAGACGAAAGAUUAACUAGCUAGUGCGAAGCCAAAUUUUGUAACGAAAGAACGAAAAGAGAGACAUUUUUUUUUGUUGUUGUUGAAAUUAAUUAAGGAUGUCAAGCAGAAGGUCAAGGCAAUCAUCAACAGGAUCCUCGAGGAUUUCAGAUGAUCAGAUUAUUGAACUCGUCUCCAAAUUGCAACAACUUCUUCCGGAGAUUAGCAAUCGUCGUUCCAGCAAGGCAUCGGCAACAAAGGUACUUCAAGAAACAUGCAACUACAUAAGAAAUUUGAAUAGACAAGUGGAUGAUCUUAGUGAUCGACUUUCUCAAUUACUCUCAACUAUUGAUGCUGAUAGUCCAGAAGCAGCAAUCAUCAGGAGUUUAUUAAUGUAGUAACUAUAUAUUCCUAUUAAUUAAUUAAAGUAUUUGCAUUUCUUAAGUAUUGGAGCUGUAUUUAUAUAUAAAUAUUUUACUACGAAGUUCUUGUUCUCUUUUUUUGUUGCUCUAGUAGACUAAGCUGGUCACUAGCUAGGCCAAUCAUGAGUUAGAAUUUAAUUAGAACUCGGACAUAUAUUAAUACCGAUUGAGCCAAUGUGAUCCCCCUAGCUAUGGCACACGCUUGUAAUUAUAUUUCCUUUAGUUAUAUUAUAAUUAAUAAGAUGGACUUUUGUGCUUUAUUAAAA